AUGGGGGGCGCCGGGGCCGCGCCCCGCCGGCUGCUGCCUCUGCUGUGGCUGCUGCUCCAGCCGACGGGCCCCCGCGGCAGCCCCGGGCCCCUGCGCUGCUAUGGUGUUGGGCCCUUAGGCGACCUGAACUGCUCCCUGGAGCCUCUGGGGGACCUGGGAGCGCCCUGCACGCUGCACCUGCAGAGCCAGAAGUAUCAUUCCAACAGAACCUGGACUGUGGCAGUGCCUGCUGGGCAGAGCUGGGUGACCAUCCCCCGGGAACAGCUCACUACAUCCGACAAGCUCCUGGUCUGGGUGGCCGUGGCAGGCCAGCCUCUCGGGCCCGCAGUCUCCGUGAACCUGGAGACACAAAUGAAGCCAGAAGCCCCCCAACUGGACCCUGACGUGGACUUGUCAGAGGAUGACCCCCUGGAGGCCACUGUUCAAUGGUCCCCACCUCCAUGGCCACCCCAUAAGGUCCUGGUCUGCCAGUUCCGCUACCGGAGAUGCCAGCAGAUGGCCUGGACCCUGCUGGAACCAGAACUGAAAUCCAUACCCCUGACCCCCAUUGAGAUCCAGGACCUGGAACUGGCCACUCGCUACGAGGUGUCCGGCCGCUGCCGGAUGGAGAAGGAGGAGGACCUGUGGGGCGAGUGGAGCCCCGUGCUGUCCUUCCAGACACUGCCCUCCGCUCCGAAAGAGCUUUGGGUAGCGGGGAAGCCCUGUGGGACACAAGAUGGACAGACACCCCUGCUUCUGUGGAAGGCCCCCGGGCACUGUGUGCAGGCGAGCUACAGAGUCUGGUUCCAGGUGAAAGGUCAGAACCUGACCCUCCAGGAGACUCCCUGCUGUAGCUCCUCCAUCCCAACCCAAGCGGAGUGGGUUGCAGUGUCCGCCAUCAAUGCCACAAGCUGGGAGCCUCACACCAACCUUUCUCUGCUCUGCUUGGGUUCCGACUCUGCCCCUCGUGGCGUGGUGGUCAGCAGCAUUGCGGGGAGCACAGAGCUGCUGGUGACGUGGCAGCCGGGGUCCGGGGCGCCACGGGAGCAUGUGGUGGACUGGGCUCGAGACGGGGAACCCCCGGAGAACCUCAACUGGGUCCGGCUUCCCCCUGGGAACCUCAGUGCUCUGUUGCCAGAGAAUUUCGAAAAAGGGGUCCCCUACCGGGUCACCGUGACAGCGGUCUCUCCUGGGGGCUUGCAGUCUGCCCCCUCGGUCUGGGCGUUCAGAGAGGAACUGGCACCGUUAGUGGGACCCGCGCUUCGGAGACUCCAGGAUGCUCCCCCAGGGACCCCCGCCUUAGCGUGGGCAGAGGUCCCGAGGCACCAACUCCGGGGCCAUCUCACCCACUACACCUUGUGCGCGCGGAGUGGGACCAGGCCUUCCGUCUGCACGAAUGUGAGUGGCAGCACCCAGAAAACCACCCUGCCCCACCUUCCCUCGGGCCCCUGUGAGCUGUGGAUGAUGGCGUCCACCAUCGCAGGACAGGGCCCCCCCGGUCCCAGCCUCCAGCUUCACCUACCAGAUAACACCCUAAAGUUGGAAAUCCUGCUAGGCGUCCUCCUGUGUGGCUUGCUCCUUUUAGGCUGUGGCGUGAGCCUGGCCAUCUCUGGAAGGUGCCUCCACCUGUGGCACAAGAUACUGCCCCGCUGGGUGUGGGAGGACAUCCCCGAUCCCGCCAAUAGCCAUUUCAGCCAGCCCCGCGUAGAGGAUGUACCCCAGGCCCCGCCCCCUGGAGACUUGCCCACCGUGGAAGUGGAAGAGAUGGAGCCGUUACCAGUAAUAGAGCCCCCCCAGACUUCCUCCCGGCUGGAUUCUGGGUAUGAGAAGCACUUCCUGCCCACACCUGAGGAGCUGGGCCUCCAGGACUCACGGCGCCCAGGCCCCAGGCUCUGGCCUGAACUGACCCCGGGCCAGGAGACAGGGUGCUCAUGUGACAGAUGA
Messenger RNA from Pipistrellus nathusii (Nathusius's pipistrelle), 1923 nucleotides. The record is from the annotation of a GenBank genome assembly. NCBI's taxonomy places the organism in Eukaryota, Metazoa, Chordata, Mammalia, Chiroptera, Vespertilionidae.